This is a messenger RNA of Phlebotomus papatasi, 1673 nucleotides long. It is a transcript of the gene Nop56, whose product is annotated as nucleolar protein 56. The coding region runs from base 113 to 1579 and encodes 488 amino acids. Gene Ontology annotation, cellular component: box C/D methylation guide snoRNP complex; small-subunit processome. The record is from RefSeq and is a predicted model, not a curated record. The transcript is spliced from 2 exons. Gene Ontology annotation, molecular function: snoRNA binding. NCBI's taxonomy places the organism in Eukaryota, Metazoa, Arthropoda, Insecta, Diptera, Psychodidae.
AAACAAUUUUUAUUGGGUUAAGUACGCUUGUCAUCAAAGUUUUAUAAACAUCCCACGUGUUGUCCCGGAAAAUACAGUUUUUCGUUGUUAAUUGAGCCAUUUAGUGCACAAAAUGGCGAAAUUGUUUGUGCUUUACGAGCACGCAGCGGGCUUUGGGCUGUUUUCUGUGAAUGAAUUCGAGGAAGUGUCGAUGCUUCUGCCCCAGGUGGAGGCAUCCGUGACGGAUCUCAGUCGCUUCAAUGCCAUUGUGAAACUGGUAAGUUUCUCUCCCUUUAAGACCGCCGUGUCUGCCCUUGAGAAUGCCAAUGCUGUGUCUGAGGGAAUUCUGCCACAGGAUUUGGCAGUUUUCCUGGACACUGCUCUACCGGUGAAGAAGAAAAAGGUCACAUUGGGGGUGGCAGAUAGCAAAAUUGGUGCUGCAAUUGUUGAAGCACUGGGAAUUCAGUGUAGUCACACGGGGGCAGUUCCGGAGAUCUUGAGAGGGAUCCGUAUGCACUUUGCCAGCAUGGUGAAGGGAUUUACACCCAAAAGUGCAGGUGUGGCUCAGUUGGGACUGGGGCAUAGCUACUCAAGGGCUAAAGUUAAGUUUAAUGUCCAUCGAUCGGAUAACAUGAUCAUCCAAUCGAUUGCUCUGCUGGAUCUUCUGGACAAGGAUAUCAAUACAUUCAGCAUGAGGAUUAGGGAAUGGUACUCAUAUCACUUCCCGGAACUUGUGAAAAUUGUCCCUGAUAACCAUAUGUAUGCAAAAGUUGCGCAGUAUAUCAAGGAUCGGAAGAGUCUGACGCAGGAAUCCGUGGCAGAGCUAGAGGAGAUCCUGAUGGACACGGAGAAGGCUCAAGCCAUUGUUGAUGCCUCGAAAAUGUCGAUGGGAAUGGAUAUAUCCGUGGUGGAUUUGAUGAAUAUCCAAAUGUUUGCCGGAAGGGUAGUCAGGCUUUCUGAUUACCGGAAGCAACUGGCUGAGUAUCUGCAUUCGAAAAUGGGCAAUGUUGCGCCUAAUUUGCAAUCCCUGAUUGGCGAUCAGGUUGGUGCUAGGCUCAUUUCCAAGGCUGGCAGUCUCACAAAUCUCGCCAAAUAUCCAGCUUCGACAGUUCAGAUCCUUGGAGCUGAGAAAGCUCUCUUCAGAGCCCUCAAGACACGCACUAACACUCCCAAGUACGGUCUUCUCUACCACUCGACCUACAUCGGUCGGGCUGGCGUGAAGAACAAGGGCAGAAUCUCACGAUUCCUGGCCAAUAAAUGCGCAAUCGCCUCGAGAAUUGAUUGCUUCACCGAAGCUCCUUCAAAUGUCUUCGGGGACGCCCUGAAGCAGCAAGUUGAGGACCGCCUGAAGUUCUACGAGUCCGGAGAGCCUCCCCGGAAGAACACUGAAGUCAUGGAGGAAGCCAUGGCCCUCAAUGAUGAGCUCCAAAAGGCCGAGAAGAAGAAAAAGAAAAAGAAGAAGCGUGCAGCUGCCGAGAACGGAGACGUCUCCAUGAAGAGUGAGAAUGGUCAGGACACCACGAUGGACAAUGGCGAGGAGGAAUCUGCAGAGCCGCCCAAGAAGAAAAAGAAGAAGAAGAAGAACAAGGAGGAGGCAUAAACAAUUUUUUUUCUCUUGGAAAAAAUCAAAUGGAAAAAGAAAAUGUAUUUAGUAUCAUGUCAGAAUAUAUCCAUUCAAGUUUAUUUUCUUUUUA